Molecule: messenger RNA, 2186 nt
Organism: Corvus hawaiiensis (hawaiian crow)
Lineage: Eukaryota; Metazoa; Chordata; Aves; Passeriformes; Corvidae
Gene: CD164L2
Product: CD164 molecule like 2
Exons: 6
Coding region: 282-812 (176 amino acids)
Cellular component (GO): cytoplasmic vesicle
Source: RefSeq, a predicted model, not a curated record
GGAUGACCUGCAAGAGCAGCCCCCUCAGUGCCCGCUGUCCACGAGCUGCCCCUGUGCCACCCAGAUGGGACAGCACUGCCUCCCUCCAAAAGUUGUCUUCAGGAGGGUGGGCAGAGCAGUGUGUAUUGAGGGGGUGCUCGCUGUUUACUCUAAGGGGAUUUUUCUGGAUGAGAUGGUUCAGUUUUAAAACAAAUAGGUGAAUAAAGGGGAGGGAACACACACACACACACACUUAACACCCCUGCGCCUGCCUGCCUUAGCUGCUGGGGGUUGGGCACUGCAUGAUUUUGAUGGAUAAAUCCAGGAGAGCAGGACUGCCAGGGGAAAACACCCUCCCCCGCGAGGACUUCGGGGCCAAACUGAGGGGAUCCCAGGCAGCAGGAGGCUGUGGCGAGCUGAGGUCCUGCGAGAUGUGUACAGCCAGCAGCCAUCCCCACAACGGCACCGACUGCAUCUGGGUGGGCUGCAGGACCCCCGAGGAGCCAGGAACAGGGAGCUGCGUGCAGAGAGGGUCAGCGGUGCGGGAGACCUGUGCACUCUACAACACCAGCGCCCUGUGCCGAGCACUGAAGUCCCACACGGAAGAGCCUCCACGGUCCCACAGCAAGGAGCCAGUGACACACUCCACAAGGACCACCACCACCAGUGCCCCGCUGACAGGCAGCCCUGACUUCCGCCCGCCCGGCUUCGACACGGCAAGUUUCAUCGGGGGCAUCGUGCUGGUGCUGUGCGUCCAGGCCGUCGCCUUCUUCGUCAUCAAGUUCAUCAAGUCGAAGGACAGCACCUACCAAACGCUAGAGGACAACCAGUAGGUUCUGGGUGCCGGCGGCAGGGGGAGGGGGUGUCCACCCGCAGCCCCAGAGCUUCACCCUUCCUUCGCACCCCCCGGGCAGAGGGGAGGAGGGCCCUCCCUCCUGGUUUGCAUGACGGGUGUUUCCCAGCUGGUUUUGCCGUUUCCUGUGGGUUUCCUGUUAGGGAUGGAAGGGAAGGGGUCCCCCCCGCCCCCUUUCCGGCACGGAGCCCCUCAGGGCUGCAGCCCCACACAGCCCCUUCUGCCACCUGGGCGAGGGGUCCCCAGUGCCCCCAGCCUCACCACAGCGGGGUGCAGCCCCCUCACCCUGAGCAUCCUCAACAGCACGGGAACUGCGGGGCUCCCAGCCUGGCCACAGUUUGACCCCAGCUCGCACCCAGCAGCCCCCUUCCCACUCUCGGCACCCCCUGCCCCAUCGCCUCCCCACAGCCUUGAGGCUCGUGGGGCUGGGGGGUGCCCUCCUCCCCUCGUGGAUUCUUGGGUGCUUUUCCCUCCAGCAUUUUGGCCAGAGCACCCAGCCCUGCCCUGACACCCCCCCAGUCCCCCGUGCCCGCCGAGGAGCGGAGCCAGGGCCCUGCUGUGUGCUUUUGCUGUGCCUCUGUGUGCUCUGGGGGGGGGCUGGGGGCUUCCCUCUCCCCCACCCUCUUUCUGUGUGCUGUUUUGGGGAGGGGGCUGCGUGUCGUGUGCUGUGGGGUGACGCUUGUAGCUCGGGCUGCCCCCAUUAAACUCUGGUGGUGGUGUCUGUGUUGUGUCCGGGGGGUUCCUGUGGCUGGGGAGGUGUAUGGGAUCCCCCCCUGCUGCAGGUGGAGUCCAGUGCAGUCCAACCCCUCCCCAUGGUGUGGGUGGGCACUGGGACACCACCUGCACCCCCCUCCCUGGGGGCUGCGAGGGGCUGGGACCCACAGGGUGAAGCCCCCAGGACCUUUCCUGCCACAUCUCCUUUCUGUCCCAUGCACCAGGAUCUGAGGGCUCCGCGCCUCCAGGCUGGGGGGGGACGCUGUCCCCGCCCUCCCCAGGUGAAGAGGCCACUGCUGGUGUCCCCCUGCCCGCGGCCGGACUGUCCCCCCGCGCAGGCCCCCCACACCCGACUAUGCAAAGCUGGGACAUGGCCCCCAGGCCCGACCCCGUCCCUGUCCCCAGCGUGGGGCUGGGGAUGCUCCGGGGUUUGCACCUCCGGCUGCUCCCAGGGGAUGCAGGGGGGGCCCAUCCAGCCCCGAAUUCCACCUUGGGCCCCCCACCCUGUGCUUGCCAGAUGCCAUGGGGACCUGUGGCCAUGGGUGGCAGUGGGGGGGCCCUUUGCUGGCCUCAGCCCCACACCGGGCAGAGCCCGAGCUGGAACGGGGGGGACAGAAACCAAUAAAGGAUUUUCCUGUAA